Messenger RNA from Drosophila ananassae, 801 nucleotides. Its product is annotated as coiled-coil-helix-coiled-coil-helix domain-containing protein 10, mitochondrial. Gene Ontology annotation, biological process: mitochondrion organization. The transcript has a single exon. Bases 117 to 665 code for a protein of 182 amino acids. Gene Ontology annotation, cellular component: nucleus; mitochondrion. The record is from RefSeq and is a predicted model, not a curated record. Lineage: Eukaryota; Metazoa; Arthropoda; Insecta; Diptera; Drosophilidae.
CUUACUCAGUCGAGUUCAAACUCCCACUCAUACAUUCAAAAUUCAGCUUUCUAGAUAGAAGCAAGUGCAUAGCCGUAUUUUCCUUGGGAUUUUGAUUUUGAUUUUGGGUAGUUAAGAUGCCACGUGAGCGAUCCAAUAGCCGAUCCAAUGCGUCGAUGCGUCGCCAACCUAGUCGCAGCAGCACCAGCAGCAGCACUAGCAGCAUUUUUGCCACGAAGUCGUCCCGAGGCAGCAGCAAGGACUUGCCGGCAGUGCAACAGCCCAAGAAGGAAACCACUCCGGCUCCAGCUCCUCCAAAGGCGGCGGCGGCGGCUCCUCCGCAGGCAGCAGCUCCUCCUGCCGCGGACUCCAAGGGGCGCAGCACCGGGGACAUGUUCAAGGACAUGGCCACUACGGCGGCGGGCGUGGCCGCGGGAUCGGCGGUGGGUCAUGCAGUGGGCGCUGGCAUUACUGGCAUGUUUAGUGGGCGGAGCCAGGCACAGGCUCCGGCCUCACAGGCGGAGGGUGGGGCACCGACAGCCAAACGCAGUGAACUGGUGGAAGAUGGUCCUUGCGCCUUCGAGCUCAGACAGUUCCUCAAGUGCACGGAGGAGAACAGUGACAUUUCCGUUUGCAAGGAUUUCAACGAGGCUAUGCAGCAGUGCCGACGGCGCUACAAUGUCUGAGCCUUCAGGUUCUAACUUGCGACGAUCCAUAAUCAAAAUUAUGAAAGUACGAUUAUAACACAUUGCUCAGAUAUGGUUUAAGAAGAUUGGUUGGAAAUUAUGACAGAGAUUGGUUAGAAAUAGGUGUAGAAUUCAA